Molecule: messenger RNA, 1542 nt
Organism: Fibroporia radiculosa
Lineage: Eukaryota; Fungi; Basidiomycota; Agaricomycetes; Polyporales; Fibroporiaceae
Exons: 3
Coding region: 1-1542 (513 amino acids)
Biological process (GO): regulation of gene expression
Cellular component (GO): nucleus
Molecular function (GO): chromatin binding
Source: RefSeq, a predicted model, not a curated record
AUGGCUACUGUACACCCCUCACGUAUGGGCCUCGUUCCUCAGGACCCAAAAGAUACCCAUCCAUCGUCGAGACGAGAUCGCGGACGAUCCCCAUCCCCCCAAUAUUCGCGCCGACAUUCACCCUCUCACGACACAGACAAAGACUACCGCAGGGAUAAUACUCGCAGAGCGCAAAAUGGAGACAGUCACAGAUACAGGGAGCGAGACAGAAGCAAACAGAGGGACAGCGAGAGUAGCAGGCGAUAUGAGCGUGCCCGUGCGGACGACUACUUCAACGACGUGAGCAGUGGCGCAGGUCAGCAGAAGAACCGUAAUCGCAGCAAGAGCACUCAUCGCGAGCGCGACAAUGAACGAGAUGAGAAGAAGGAACGUGACAGGACCCGUCGCCCGAGUCCUGAGUACGAGGAAUAUCGCCGUCCGUCCCCACCCCGGGAGCACGAAGGAUCUGCGCUUCCGCAGGCACCGUGGAGACAGCAAGAGAACAUGUACCCUAGGGUUAGGGAUCGCGCGAUGAACGGUGGAUAUGCUGGGGAUUUUAUGGAGAGGUAUCGAGAAAGUAGCUCGUUCUCCAUCUGGCCUCCCUCGCCGAAGGCGCCGGCACGUAACCUAUCACCUGAUGGAAAUUCAAAAAGACGCAAGAAGUCACACAAGCGACGACAUGAUUCUGAUGCAUCCUCGGACACGGAUUCCGAAGAGGAAUACCGGCGCCGACGGAAGGAGCGGAAGAAGGCACGGAAGGAAAAGACGCGAGAGAAGGACAGGGACAGGUCUGAAGAGCGCGACCGGCACAGACACAGGUCAAAAUCUAUGUGGCACAGCGACGAAGGGGAUUCGGAAGACGAGCGGGAGAAGCGGCGGCGCAAGAGCCGCGCUGAGAGCGAGGAGCGGGACCGACGUAGGAGCGAGGACAGGUAUCGGCGACGGAGCGCCACACGGACGAAAAGUCCUGAGGCGCCUCCCCAUUCCGCGGUUGAUGAGGACGACUGGGUCGAGAAACCAAGCGCCUCGGGGCUCCUUGCUGCGGUUGCUCCGCCCGCCCAGAGCCACGGUAGUCCGCUCAAGGCAUCGACAAUAUCCAUGCCUCCUCCGCCUGUCACAUCUUUAGGUCGAUUGGUGCAAGAUGCUGGCACUGAUGACGAAUCCGACGACGGCGUCGGUCCGCAGCCUGUGAACAAGGUACAGUCGUCACGCAAGAUUGACGAGCGCCAGUAUGGUGGUGCACUGCUGCGGGGCGAGGGUAGCGCAAUGGCGGCGUUCCUUAAGGACGGCACGGACUUGCGCAUUCCGCGGCGUGGUGAGAUCGGGCUGGCGUCGGACGAGAUUGCUGCGUUUGAGUCGGUCGGGUACGUCAUGAGCGGCAGCCGGCACAGGCGCAUGAACGCGGUGCGGAUGCGGAAGGAGAACCAGGUCAUCAGUGCGGAGGAGAAACGCGGGAUUUUGAAGCUGCAGCAGGAGGAGCGGGAACGGAGGGAGACGAUUUUGCGGGAGGAGUUCCAGCAGCUCGUAAGCGAUAAGCUGAAGUCACAAGGAGCGCCGAAGUGA